Messenger RNA from Chilo suppressalis (striped riceborer), 639 nucleotides. Lineage: Eukaryota; Metazoa; Arthropoda; Insecta; Lepidoptera; Crambidae. The record is from the annotation of a GenBank genome assembly.
AUGUCGGAACCUUAUAAACUUGGUGAUCUUGUAUGGGCCAAAAUGAAGGGUUUCAGCCCAUGGCCCGGCCGGGUAGCUAUUCCAACUCCUGAGUUGAAACCUCCCAAGAAGGCUACUAAUGUUCAGUGCAUAUACUUCUUUGGAACAAAUAAUUAUGCAUGGAUUGAGGAUAAUAACAUCAAACCAUACCAGGAGUAUAAAGAGCAGCUGAUCAAGUCUUGCAAGACUGCUGCUUUCAAGGAAGCCGUUAACCAGAUUGAAGAAUACAUUGUACAUCCUGAGAAAUUCGGUGAUUUGGACGAUCACGCUCGUAAUGCCGAAGAAGAGUUCGACAAACUGAAGGAUGUUAUGGAUUCCAAUGAGGAUCAGGAAGUUAAAGCUGAGCCCGAGAAAGGCACCUCUCCUGAAGUCAAGAAGAAAAGUUCUACGCCUAAGGAUACUCCACCGCUGGAUUUGGAAAAUGUAUCCGAGACAUUGCUGGAGAAGAACAUCAAAGCGAGCCAGAUGAAGUUCGGCUUCCUCGGGCUGGGCAUCAUGGGCAGUGGUAUCGUGAAGAAUCUGCUCAACUCCGGCCACAAAGUGGUUGUAUGGAACAGGACGGCUGCCAAGGCCGAAGUUGAAAUACUUUAUCGUUCGUAG